Messenger RNA from Trematosphaeria pertusa, 2372 nucleotides. RefSeq names its product ATP-dependent DNA helicase II subunit 1. Gene Ontology annotation, cellular component: Ku70:Ku80 complex; nucleus. Bases 150 to 2135 code for a protein of 661 amino acids. The record is from RefSeq and is a predicted model, not a curated record. The transcript has 2 exons. Gene Ontology annotation, molecular function: telomeric repeat DNA binding; DNA helicase activity; damaged DNA binding. NCBI's taxonomy places the organism in Eukaryota, Fungi, Ascomycota, Dothideomycetes, Pleosporales, Trematosphaeriaceae. Gene Ontology annotation, biological process: double-strand break repair via nonhomologous end joining; telomere maintenance; cellular response to gamma radiation.
CUCCCUUUCUUCCUCCGCCCCCCACACCGCCUCUCCUCACGUCUUCUUUGCACAGGAGAUUAAGGCGCAUCUGAUUGAGCAGUCAAUACUCCGCUUCUGGAACGGAAGACACCUCAUUGCGAGCAGCUCCACAAAGCGCCUUCGAAACGAUGGCGGACACGCAGGACAAUCGGCCUGGUGAAGACGAGGACGAGGAGGACGAGAUCGAUGAUGCCAGCUACAAGACGAUUAAAGAUGCCGUCCUCUUCGCAAUCGACGUCAGCCCCUCAAUGCUGGAGCGACCGCCACCGUCGGACGAUAAGAAAGCCGAGCGCGACUCCCCGACGUCUGCUGCCCUCAAAUGCGCCUACCAAUUGAUGCAGCAACGCAUCAUCUCGAACCCGAAGGACAUGAUGGGCAUACUGCUGUUUGGAACAGAGAAGACAGAUCUGAAGGACGGCGACCCCACAUUCCAGCACUGCUAUUUGCUAUCGGAUUUGGAUGUGCCAUCCGCGCAGGACGUCAAGCAGCUAAGGGAUCUGCUGGAAGACGGCGAGGCGGCGGCCCAGAUACUAAAGCCUGCCAAAGAGCCAGCCAGCAUCGCGACGGUGCUAUUCUGCGCAAAUCAGAUCUUCACGACGAAGGCGCCGAACUUCUCGUCGAGGCGACUCUUUCUGGUAACGGACAACGACUACCCAGUCAAAGUCAAGCAGGACAAAGACACAGCUAUAACACGGGCGCGCGAUCUAUACGAUUUGGGAUGCACAAUCGAUCUCUUUCCCAUCUCGAGGCCUGAUCGUGGCUUCGAUCGAACCAAGUUCUAUGAUGACCUAGUAUACCCUACGUCACCAUCGGAUCCGGACGCGCCGGUAGCAAUACCGUCGACGUCGAAAGUCGCAAAAAGCGGAGAAGGCCUUACACUUCUGAGGCAGUUACUCUCAUCAAUUAAUUCCAAGGCUGCUCCUCGGAGAGCUCUCUUCAGCCUUCCUCUCGAGCUAGGACCGGGUCUGCGAAUAGGCGUGAAGGGCUUCAUUCUGAUCAAGCGCCAGGAACAUGUCAAAUCGUGCUACGUAUGGGUCGGUGGGGAGAAACCUCAGAUCGUCACUGCUUCGACCUCCCACAUGGCAGACGACACAGCUCGCGUAGUCGAGAAGGGCGAGCUCCGGAAAGCCUACAAAUUCGGUGGCGACACAAUAACCUUCACCCCUGACGAAUUCACUCAGAUCCGCCAAUGCUUUGGCGAUCCCAUUAUCCGCAUCAUCGGCUUCAAGCCUCUCUCUUCGCUCCCCAUCUGGGCGAAUACCAAUAAGGCAACAUUCAUGUACCCUUCCGAAGCCGACUUUAUUGGUUCAACACGCGUCUUCUCCGCCCUCCAGCAGAAGCUACUCAAGAGCAAAAAGAUGGCUCUAACCUGGUUCAUAGCCCGUAAGAACGCUGCCCCCGUAAUGGCAGCUCUUAUCCCCGGCGAAGAGAAAAUCGACGAGAAUGGCGAGCAGUCAAUGCCUCCAGGCCUGUGGCUCGUCCCCCUUCCCUUCGCCGACGACAUCAGACGAUGUCCCGAGCAAACCGAAAGCUUGAAAACCACCGACGCCCUAACGGACAAGAUGCGCAUCGUCAUCGAGCAGCUGCAGCUACCGAAGGGCGUGUACGAUCCUAGCAAGUACCCAAACCCAGAUCUACAAUGGUUCUACCGCAUCCUGCAAGCCAUGGCCCUCGAAGAAGAAGUCCCCGAAAAUGUAGACGAUAAAACAAUCCCGCGGUACAAACAGAUCGACAAGCGGGCCGGGGACUAUGUCAAAGAGUACGGCGACGAAUUCGAAAGCGUUUUUGCCUCACAGAACCGCGCUAACUUGACGUCCCGCGCGAAGCCCAAAGCCUCGUCUGCUGGUAGAAAGCGCACCGCGACGCCAGCGGAUGGUGAGGAUGAGGGCAAGCCGAAGAAGCGGGUCAAGAAGGAGCCGAAGGUUAAGGAGGAGGGUGAUGAGGAGGGAUUAACGGACCAGCAGAUGGCAGAAAUUAAUGAUAAGGGGCAGAUCACUAAGCAAACGGUCGCGCUGUUCAAGGAGUUUUUGGGGAGCAGGGGUUUGGCCAUAGCUGGGAAGAAGGCCGAGUUGAUUGAGAGGGUGCAAGAGUAUCUUGAGAGUAAGGGACUGUAAUUCAACGUGGGAAAGCUGUUGUGCGGCGUUCGGGCGUACGGGCGUACAGGCAUGAGACGAGUGGUUUUUUAUAUCGGCGAUGAGAUGCAGCGCUGUGAUCUAGUUACUCCAUAUUUGGUGCCUCGUUCAACGGGACUGCAUAUGGCUUGAGUCCGGCACCGCAGCUAGAUGAAGCUUAACGAUAAGGUUAAACCCCGGGGGCCUCAAAGUCGGAACUGCAUUGAGACUUAGAUUAUG